Messenger RNA from Leguminivora glycinivorella, 1662 nucleotides. RefSeq names its product peroxisomal catalase 1-like. The record is from RefSeq and is a predicted model, not a curated record. The coding region runs from base 1 to 1662 and encodes 553 amino acids. Lineage: Eukaryota; Metazoa; Arthropoda; Insecta; Lepidoptera; Tortricidae. Gene Ontology annotation, molecular function: heme binding; catalase activity. Gene Ontology annotation, cellular component: cytoplasm. Gene Ontology annotation, biological process: hydrogen peroxide catabolic process; response to hydrogen peroxide. The transcript has 3 exons.
AUGACGUACGUGUCGUACGUCACUGGAUCUGACCAGCAAACACCCAUGCAGUGGCCAGUUGUGUUAGUCUGCGUGGCCAUAGCCAAUAAUGCAUAUGGAAUCGAGUACCUUAACGUUACCUUAGACGCUGUACAGAGACAAUUAGAGGACUUCAAACUCAGACAUCCGAAACCUAUCGGAGUGUUAACAACAUCAGCUGGCUCACCGGUGGAUGUGCGGGAGACAGUUACCCUCAACACCGAUUUCUUCAACAGUCAGUAUUUCUGGGAUCUGCAAACAUCUAUUGAUAAAGAGCGCAUUCCACAGCGCGUGGUGCAUGCGCGCGGCACGGGUGCUUUCGGCUAUUUCGAAGUCACCAACGACGUCUCCAAAUAUACAAAAGCGGAUGUCUUUAAUGGCAUCGGAAAGAGAACUCCUGCCUUCGUCAGAUUCUCUUACCUUAUCCAAGGUCGCGACGGUUUAGACGUGGUGAGAGAAACAGGAGCCUUAGUAUCCAAGUUCUACACGAACGACGGCAAUUUAGAUUUCCUGUCCUUAUCAUUCCCAGUAUUCCUCUAUAAUUCUCCACAUUUGUUACAUCCAUUGAAUCAUGCUUUCAAGAGAAAUCCAAAGACAUAUGUUAUCGAUUCUACAGCUCGAUUAGAUGCCAUCAGUCAUACUCCUGAAGCCAUCCACCAAAUAUUAUGGCUGCUCUCUGAUUUCGGUAUAUUUAAUGGCUACAGACAUAUGAACGCAUUUCCUAUCCACGCAUAUGAGAUCGUCAACAAACAUGGUGACAGCUAUUUCGUAAGAUUCAAUUUUAUAAGUGAACAAGGCUUGGAGCUGCUCAGCGAGCGAGCUGCCGUGGCUCUGAGAUCUAAUGACCCGGACUACUCCAAUAGAGAUCUUUACGAUGCAAUAGCCGCUGGAAAUUACCCCUCUUGGAGACUAGACAUAGACAUCAUUCCUAAGGCCCACAUUACUAAACUUAAUUACAAUCCUUUCGACAUGGGCGCGUUAUGGAGAAACGGAACAUAUCAUACAGUAACUAUUGGACGCUUAGUUUUAAACAAAAAUCCUGACAAUAACUUUAAGGAUAGCGAACUAGCGGCUUUCAAUCCCGGAAAUUUGGUGCCCGGAAUACCAGGACCGGUUGACGACAUGUUCAAAGCGCGAAGAUUCUCCUACCGAGAUGCUCAAGCUCAUCGGUUAGGCAUCAACCAUAAUAAUAUCGAAGUCAAUCUGCCGAAGUAUGCGAAAACCUAUAAUCGGGACGGCGUACCGCCAGUGCUAGAUAAUAUGAAAGAUGCGCCGAAUUACUAUCAGAACUUGUUUAAUGGCCCAGUUCCGUUUGUAGACGUAGCGAGACCUAAAGAGUCCCCCAUGAUAAAGUUCCGUCAGUCGACAGAUCUUGGAGAGUCUGCUUAUUUCUACAAUACUUACGUCAAUACGGAAGGUAAGAGGACAAGGUUGGCAACAAACAUGGCGGGCAUAAUGGUGAACGCGGUCGAAGAAGCGCAGAAGGAAUGGCUGAGGAUCAUGUACCUCGUAGACCGUGACCUUGGGGCGCGCGUUGAGGCAGCGUUGCCUCUCGCUGAGGCACAGAAGAUAUUGUCGCGCCCGAGACUGGUAUUAGUUGAGGAGAAUCCUAAAACAUAUGAUCUAGUACCUAACUGUCAGUAG